AUGACUGAUAUUGAGGAAGUUAACUUGGACAGGGGUCGUUUCAAGGUUGUAACAAAAAACACCAGCCAGAAGCGACUUAUUGUUGUUUUGGAAGGUGCCCAAUUGGAAGUGGUUAAGGUCAACGACAAGUUUGAGCUGCUGAAUUGCGAUGACCAUGUGGAUAUUUUGCGACAAAACCAAAGGGAUCCAGCCACAGUUCGUCCGGAUAUCACCCUCCAGACCCUGACGAUGCUCUACGACUCUCCCUUGCAUAGAGCUGGUUACCUACAGGUUUUUGUACACACGGAGAAGGAUGUCCUCAUCGAGGUCAAUCAAGAAACCCUUAUACCCAGAACCUUCAAGGGCUUUGCUCCAUUAAUAGUGAAAUUGCUGAAUGAGGGCGAGGUUCGAUCCAAGGAGGACCCCUCCUUGAAACUGUUGAGUGUGAUCAAGAAUCCCAUCUCCGAUCACCUUCCUGUGGGAUGCAAACGGUACGCCUUGAGCGCCGCUGGUAAACCACUACGUAAUCUAAGAGAUCUAGUGCCAAAGGAAGAGGAACCAGUGGUUAUCGUCAUGGGAACCUAUGCCUUUGGAAACCUGACAACUGACUUGACAGAGGAGUUCUUCUCCGUGAGCAGCUAUCCUCUGGCGGCGAAUGACGUGUGCUCCAGACUCGCCACCGCCUUCGCGGAUGCCUGGGGUGUGUUCUAG
Drosophila subpulchrella is the source of this 690-nucleotide messenger RNA. Its product is annotated as ribosomal RNA small subunit methyltransferase NEP1-like. The transcript is spliced from 2 exons. The record is from RefSeq and is a predicted model, not a curated record. Gene Ontology annotation, cellular component: nucleolus; small-subunit processome. Bases 1 to 690 code for a protein of 229 amino acids. Gene Ontology annotation, molecular function: rRNA binding; rRNA (pseudouridine) methyltransferase activity. Gene Ontology annotation, biological process: rRNA base methylation. Lineage: Eukaryota; Metazoa; Arthropoda; Insecta; Diptera; Drosophilidae.